AUGUCCAUGGGGUUAUUUGGCCUUAUACCUGCAGUCCAUGCUCUGGUUGUGAACUGGAACGAUCCACAUCGGAAUAUAACACUAGCCUAUGAGUCGGUUAUGGCGCUGUCAUAUCUGACAGAGACUUCAUUUUACAUUAGCCAGAUUCCUGAGCGGUGGAAACCCGAGUGGUUCGACCUCGCCGGUCACAGCCAUCAAAUAUUCCAUGUGUUUGUGAUCAUGGGGGCAUUGGCACAUUAUGGUGCUGCACAAAUUUUCUUCAGGUACAGCAGUAUCUAUGUUUUGUUCAAUCAAAUUUAA
Fraxinus pennsylvanica is the source of this 300-nucleotide messenger RNA. Lineage: Eukaryota; Viridiplantae; Streptophyta; Magnoliopsida; Lamiales; Oleaceae. The record is from the annotation of a GenBank genome assembly.